AUGACCGUGGCCCAUGAAGCUUAUGUCUCUAACAUUUCUGCGUUGUUUGCCGAAAGCACCUUUAGUAGUGGCAUAGACCAAAAUAUUCCAAUUUCACAAUAUAUCACAACGCUGACACUCCAGCGCUGGCCACCACGCGCACGUGCGACUGAGAUUCUAACUCCAAAUUAG
Molecule: messenger RNA, 171 nt
Organism: Plasmopara halstedii
Lineage: Eukaryota; Oomycota; Peronosporomycetes; Peronosporales; Peronosporaceae
Exons: 4
Coding region: 1-171 (56 amino acids)
Source: RefSeq, a predicted model, not a curated record